This is a messenger RNA of Cervus elaphus (red deer), 4602 nucleotides long. RefSeq names its product terminal nucleotidyltransferase 4A (gene TENT4A). The record is from RefSeq and is a predicted model, not a curated record. NCBI's taxonomy places the organism in Eukaryota, Metazoa, Chordata, Mammalia, Artiodactyla, Cervidae. The coding region runs from base 255 to 2672 and encodes 805 amino acids. Gene Ontology annotation, cellular component: nucleolus; TRAMP complex. Gene Ontology annotation, biological process: RNA 3'-end processing. Gene Ontology annotation, molecular function: poly(A) RNA polymerase activity; mRNA binding. The transcript has 13 exons.
CCGCCUGAAGGGAGCCUGACAGGCCUUAGCAGCACCGCCGCCGCCUGCCCGGGGCGCUCCCCCUCUCCUCAGAGACCGCCGCCGCGAGCCGGGACCCCGACGGGAGCCGCCGCCGCCGCGAGCCGGCCCGAAGCGCGGCGCAGGCCCGCCCGCCCGUGCGUCCGUCCCCCCGUCCGUCCGUCCGUCCGUGCGCGGCGCGGCGCGGCCCGGGGGCGGGGCGGGCGGGCGCGCGGGCCCGCGGGGCGGGCGCGUGGAUGGAUCCGCGCGUGGCCUGGAUCCAGCCGGAGCAGAAGGGGCCGGCCAAUGCCCUGUGGAUGCAGAUCUGGGAGACCUCGCAGGGCGUGGGCCGCGGCGGCGGCUCGGGCUUCGCGCCCUACUUCUGCCUCAACUCGCCGGCGCUGGACACGGCGGCCGCGGCCGCGGCGGGGACGGGGGCGGCCGGGCCGGGCGGCGGCGGCGGCCUGGGGGGGCCAGCGCUGCCCGCCGCGUCGCCCCCGCCGCCCCCACCGCCGCCCAUACCCGGCACGGCCGCACUGCCCCCCGCGCUGCUGACGGCGCUCGGGCCCGCGGCCGAGGGUGCCCGGCGUCUGCACAAAUCGCCGUCGCUGUCGUCCUCGUCCUCGUCGUCCUCGUCGUCGUCCUCCUCGUCCAACGCCGAGUCGGGCACCGAGAGCCCCGGCUGCUCCUCCUCGUCCUCCAGCAGCGCGUCGCUCGGCCGGGCGGGCGGCGGCCGCGGCGGCGCCUUCUUCCACUUCGCGGACGGCCCCCCGAGCGCCCCCAACGGGCACGCCGGGCCACGCGGGCCCGCGCCCGCCGGCUCCCCGCCGCCGCAGCACCAGUUCCACCCGGGCCGCCGGAAACGCGAGAACAAGGCCAGCACGUACGGCCUCAACUAUCUGCUGUCCGGCAGCCGCGCCGCCGCUCUCAGCGGAGGGGGCGGCCCCGGGCCCCAGGCGCCGCGGCCCGGCACGCCGUGGAAGAGCCGCGCGUACAGCCCGGGCAUCCAGGGGCUGCAUGAGGAAAUAAUUGACUUUUAUAACUUCAUGUCCCCUUGUCCUGAAGAAGCCGCCAUGAGGAGAGAAGUGGUGAGGAGGAUCGAGACGGUGGUGAAGGACCUCUGGCCGACGGCCGACGUGCAGAUAUUCGGCAGCUUCAGCACUGGCCUCUACCUUCCCACCAGUGACAUCGACCUGGUGGUCUUCGGGAAGUGGGAGCGCCCCCCGCUGCAGCUGCUGGAGCAGGCCCUGCGGAAGCACAAUGUGGCCGAGCCGGGCUCCAUCAAGGUCCUGGACAAGGCGACGGUACCAAUUAUAAAACUCACAGACCAGGAGACGGAAGUUAAAGUCGACAUCAGCUUUAACAUGGAGACCGGGGUGCGGGCAGCAGAGUUCAUCAAGAAUUACAUGAAGAAGUAUUCGUUGCUGCCUUACUUGAUUUUAGUACUGAAACAGUUCCUCCUGCAGAGGGACCUGAAUGAAGUUUUUACAGGCGGGAUUAGCUCGUACAGCCUCAUUUUAAUGGCCAUCAGUUUUCUGCAGCUGCAUCCGAGAAUCGACGCCCGGAGAGCGGACGAGAACCUAGGGAUGCUGCUCGUGGAAUUUUUUGAACUCUACGGAAGAAAUUUUAAUUACUUGAAAACUGGUAUUAGAAUAAAAGAAGGAGGUGCCUAUAUCGCCAAAGAGGAGAUCAUGAAAGCCAUGACCAGCGGGUACAGACCGUCGAUGCUGUGCAUUGAGGACCCCCUGCUGCCUGGGAACGACGUGGGCCGGAGCUCCUACGGGGCCAUGCAGGUGAAGCAGGUGUUCGACUAUGCCUACAUCGUCCUCAGCCAUGCUGUGUCGCCACUCGCCCGGUCCUACCCCAACAGAGACUCGGAAAGCACCUUAGGGAGGAUCAUCAAGGUGACCCAGGAGGUGAUCGACUACCGGACGUGGAUCAAGGAGAAGUGGGGCGGCAGGGUCCACGCGGCGCCGGACCCCGACAACAGGAUCAAGAUCGCAGAGCGGAUGGGCGCAUGCGAGGGGGACCAGCCUCCUCGACGAGACCCUGAGUCUCCCUUCGGCCCACGCCUGACCCUGUCCCUGCCCGGCCCCCAGCUCCGGUCGUCUGGCUCCUCCGCCUCCUCCGUGUCCUCACUCUCCGGCAGCGACAUCGAUUCGGACACGCCUCCCUGUACGACACCCAGCGUGUACCAGUUCAGCCUUCAGGCGCCCACCCCUCUGCUGGCCAGCCUGCCUGCUGCCCUGCCCAUGCCGAGUGGCAAACCUCAGUCCGCCACGUCCAGGACGUUGGUCAUGACAACGAACACCCAGACCAGGUUUACUAUUCCUGCCCCGACGCUCGGCGUGGCCCCCGUGCCCUGUAGACAGGCGGGCGUCGAAGCCGCCCCGGCGCUGAAGGCUGUCCACCAUGUGUCCUCCCCAGCCAUCCCUUCUGCGUCCCCCAACCCGCUCUCCAGCCCCCACCUGUAUCACAAGCAGCACAGCGGCAUGAAGCUGUCCAUGAAGGGCUCCCACGGCCACAGCCAGGGCGGCAGCUACGGCUCGGUGGGCACUGGCGGUGUGCGGCCUCCCGUGGGCAACCGGGGCCACCACCAGUACAACCGCACUGGCUGGAGGAGGAAAAAACACGCGCACACGAGGGACAGCCUGCCCGUCAGCCUCAGCAGGUAAUGCUCCGGCGGCUGCCGCCCGCCUCGCAGACAGCAGGGGUGGCCGCGGGGCCCGGCCCGGAGACCAGGCCCGGCCGGCCACGCUGCAUGCCCCGUGUGUGGUCACGUCCUCGAGAGCAGCUCGCUGUGUCGUCUGUGAAGCCUUAGACGUGGACGCUGUCUGCUGCUGCCCAGGCACUGCCUGCAGGGAGCGGGUCUGCGCGGGACCCGGGGCCGGCGGGGUUGGGCCGCCUCUCGGCACCGUGCUGCCCUGCGGGUUGGGUACUUUCAUUUCACGUUGUCGGAGCAGCGGAGUGCGAACCCCAGUAUUUGUUGGGAGGUUAUCAUUGUUUUACUGCCCUCACAUUUUGUUUUGAAUUUCAGAACUGUUUUUCUAUGUAAAUAUUGAAAACUUAUGAUUUGUGCAAUAACUCAGAUAUUUUUUAUUUAAUUUCAUAUUUUCACAUAAGUUAUAUUGAAGGGAGGAGGGAAUUUUUUUAAACAAGCUUAGAUCCUUUCCCGAGUUGCAUUUUCUAAGUUGGGUUCAUCGUGUCGGCUGGUUGAUGAGCGUCGUUGUGAACACCACGAAUGAGGGGCUUGGGUUAUUUUUAUGUUCCUUCUUCAGGUCAGACGUGAGGCCUCUUAGCCUGCGGUGAAGGAGCCGAGUCCCCCAGUGGGCUCCCUGAGGGGUUCGGCUCCUAAACAUUCUGACCAGCUGCCUGCCGGCUCUGCCGUCCGGCCUGUCUGUGGUCCUGCUCUGACCUCGGAGUUUUAAUGUUUUGGGUUUGGUUAUUUUAAACUGUAGACAACAGACCCAGCAUUUAAAGUGCCAGAGUAUAACUUUCUACAGGGAAAAAAUGUUGUCACAUGGUAAGAUCUUAAACAAGCGUGAACCGUGAAACGCUGCAGUUUUAGUCACGCAGCCUGUCAUGACGGGUCUGGGAGCACAGACAAUGGUACCCAGUUUUAGGAAUGUGGAGAAAGGAGUUAUGUUGAUUCCAUUGUGGAAUCUGUAGCGUAUGCAUUCGUUCUGUUAAGAGCAACUAUAGGAGAAGUAUUUGAGCUGCUUGGCGCGCCGUGGGGGUUAACACAUCGCAGGGGAGCACAGUCCAGGGUCGGCCGCGCGGCCGGCGCCCGACCCGAGAAGCAUCCUCUGCAAGUGCGUUCUGCCACGACAACCACUGUCUUCUGUUACCCAUCCCGAACACUGACGCAGCCACCCUGCCUCACCCUGAGUUUCCUGAGCGCCGCAGGUGUCCCGGGAGGUGGGCGCCUCUCCUAGGUUGUCCGGCUCCCAUUUUUAAGACAGGGUUCUGACCCUGCCACACUACAGGCGGGAUGGUCUUUGAAGUCCACUAGUGAGAGACGGGACGGGAAGCUUACUGCUGUGACCCGGGGCGUGCAGAAGCGGGGCGUCCUUGAGGGCUCUGAGCGCCACACACCCCGCCGUGUCUGCGGGCCCCGGAAGGCAGGCCCGGCCCGCCCGUGCGGAGAGAGGCUGACCUGCCUGCGGGCUCCCUGGGGGCGCCCGAGCCGAGUAGCACAGUUUGUCUGCGGUUCGUGAUGAUCCAAGGUUAUCAAAAAUAUUUAAAGAUAUUUAAAUUGUGAACCUAUUGAUAAAGAAUUAUUUAUAAAAACUGAUACGUAGGCCUGUACUAAUCUCUCCGCAUUAGCAAUAUUGACUGUAACCCUCCACUAAAGAAACACGGCGGGGACUGGGAGCACCGCGGGUGGGCCCGGGACGCAGUCCCAGACUGGGGCGCCAGGCUCCAGCCCACACGGUGAACGAAUGAAUUGGCCUGGCUCCCUGUGGCCACACACCGCAGGCUGACAACAAGAUAUAUCAUGUUUCGAUUUUUUUUGUGCGUGGACAACAAUGUGGAAGCUAAAAUUGACAUAUUUUUAUGUAAAGUUUUUCUAUUCUUUGAUUUUUAAUAAACUUUGGAAACCAG